Peromyscus californicus insignis is the source of this 8970-nucleotide messenger RNA. RefSeq names its product phosphodiesterase 4B (gene Pde4b). Bases 271 to 1059 code for a protein of 262 amino acids. NCBI's taxonomy places the organism in Eukaryota, Metazoa, Chordata, Mammalia, Rodentia, Cricetidae. Gene Ontology annotation, biological process: signal transduction. Gene Ontology annotation, cellular component: perinuclear region of cytoplasm; nucleus; cytosol. Gene Ontology annotation, molecular function: 3',5'-cyclic-AMP phosphodiesterase activity; transmembrane transporter binding. The transcript has 8 exons. The record is from RefSeq and is a predicted model, not a curated record.
GCGGGGAUUAUGAAUGGGGGCGGGGGCUGGCGAGUUGAGGUUCCACCCGGGAUCGUCCGCACCGGCUGAUGGGCACGCAGGGCUGCGCGUAAUCCUCCAGCCGCGGUGGAAGGAGGCUGCAGAGAGCGCCGGCUGGCAGUGAGGGAGCUUCUGCAAAAGUCCCCUGCGGUCGCGCGCGUGGAGUGCCGGGGAGCUCGGCCAGAUCUAAUCAGCAGUCAGCAAAGCUGCACUGAACAGCAGAAGUCCCCAGAGGAGCCGUUUCCCACAGCUAUGAUGAAGAAGAGCAGGAGUGUGAUGGCAGUAACUGCAGAUGAUAAUGUUAAGGACUAUUUUGAAUGUAGCUUGAGUAAAUCCUACAGUUCUUCCAGUUACACCCUUGGAAUUGACCUCUGGAGAGGCAGGAGGUGCUGUUCAGGAAACUUGCAGCUGCCGCCAUUGUCCCAGAGGCAGAGCGAAAGGGCAAGGACCCCUGAGGGAGAUGGCAUUUCCAGGCCAACCACUCUGCCUUUGACAACACUUCCCAGCAUUGCUAUAACCACUGUGAGCCAGGAGUGCUUUGAUGUGGAAAAUGGCCCUUCCCCAGGUCGGAGCCCACUGGACCCUCAGGCCAGUUCUUCCUCUGGGCUGGUGCUUCACGCCACAUUUCCUGGGCACAGCCAACGCAGAGAGUCCUUCCUCUACAGAUCCGACAGUGACUAUGACUUGUCACCAAAAGCGAUGUCAAGGAACUCAUCACUUCCAAGCGAGCAGCACGGCGAUGACCUGAUUGUCACUCCAUUUGCCCAGGUUCUCGCCAGCUUGCGAAGUGUAAGAAACAACUUCACUCUGCUCACAAACCUCCAUGGAGCUCCCAACAAGAGGUCGCCAGCGGCUAGUCAGGCUCCAGUCUCCAGAGUCAGCCUGCAAGACCCUGCAUUAUUCUGCAGCAGACCCUGUAUUAGAACGGAAGACGCAGCGAAGGACCAGGUACAGCUGAUGGCUACAAACUCCGAGAAUAAACCGGGAAAAAUCAGAACUAAAACUCCUCGGAGGGAGAAAGGCCAGGAAAACCACUGCUGAAAUAUAAAAUUUUGUUUUUCUAAAGUCUGGAGCUGUGUUCAGUGAAGUGACGUCGUUUACAGACCCGGGGAACUCGGGGUAGCAACGGAAGCGCUACUAAAUAAGGAGAAGGUGGCCUAAGGAGAGGCGCUAGCUGUGACAGACUCAGCGCUGGCCUCCGCCAACUCUCAAACUAUUCUUGUUUGCAAUUGUGUCAACUUGGGUUGCCAUGAAACCUGGGCCCGAAUUUCACAUCUCCUUGCAAGUUCUGGAUCUGUCACAAAGCAACUGUUUGUCUCCUCACGAAGGCUGCAAAAGGCAGGCUGUUAACCUUUCUCAACCCACACUCCACGGAUCUCCCCCCUCUGCUUGGCUUGUCCUGUCUAUAUUCACGUCCAGGAGUCCUCCAUGCUCAUCUAGAACCCCCUAAACUCUUUGAGAGUUCAAAUUUCCUGCUGGGUGUUCCUUCUUCACAUCUACCACCUCUGAGCCCCACCUCCACCCCCCACAUAGACACAAACCUCGAGAGGCUUAGAUGCUGGCUAAGAAACUCUUCAAGGGGACCGACUGUUUAUCUCUAAAAUCUAUGAUUACCUCUGCCUAAUGGAAACAUCAUACACCCUGUGCUGGGAAUGAUGAUGGGAUAUGAGAGCAGGGAUCUAGUGGAGAUGAAUGGCCAGCUCUUCCUGAAACUACUUGAGACCAACAAUGGAGUUUGGGGUUGAUUAGUUGGCUUGAUUUAUUUGAGGCAGUCUUUCUAUGUAUUGUUGGCUGGCCUGGAACUCACUGUGUAGAUCAGACUGGAGCCAACUCAAAGGGAUCCACCUGCCUCUGCUGGGACUAAAGGCAUGCACCACCAUGCCUGGCUUCUUUUCUGUUGUUAAAAAAUUAAAAUUAAGUUUCAUUAGCUCCUCAAAGAGAAUGAGGGAAUGGAACUUCUCGGAAAAUGGUGUCUGAAAAGGUCAGGUCAAAUGGGAUGCUUAGCACCAAAUCUGGGUUCGAGUAAGACUCUUAGAGUAAUUUUGAAAAAGGAAAAUUCCCAGAAACCAGUCUGAGAGAAGAGGCACUCACUGGAAUUUAGCUUCAGAAUGGCCCCAAAGGCGAGUUCGCAUGUAAUUCAUAAACUGAUACAGUGUUAGGCAUCAGCUUUGAAUUCAGAGCGGAUUAGAGACUGGGUUCCAGCCAAUACUUACUGGACAAACUGUGUAGCCUUUCUGAGCUUCAGUUUGUUUGUUAAGCAGGGAGGUGGAUCAUAACUAUUUACUGGGGUUGUUGCAGAUAUUAGAAGAGUUGAUAUACACAAUUUCUCAAGUCUUGCUUGACUUACAGUAGGAAAAACAAUGUCUGCUUGGGACUUGCUCAGCACAGAGCCAUGAGAGCCUCUGUGAUCACUCUGGGGCAAACUCAGUAAGCUGAAAGUUCAGUUCUACUCUGUCUGGGACCUUGAGAAAGUUACUGAAUUUUCCUGUUUCUUGUCUAUAAAAUAAAAUUAUCUAUUACAUAUAUGUAUAUGUAUAUAUAUAUAUAUAUAUGUGCAUAUAUAUAUAUAUAUAUAUAUAUAUAUAUAUGAUAAUAUCCAGCUCAUCAAUUUAGGAUACAGAUUACAUUGGCUAAUGGAUGUAAGGUGCUUAGAAACAGUGACUGACUGGGUUAGCUCCAGUCUUUACCAUCAUUAGCACUACUUUGAAAGCAUUGACAGCAGGAUGAACACAUAGGCUUUGGAGUCUUCUGGUUCUAGUUACUGCCUUAUACUCUGGAACAAUAUGGCCCAAUAGAAAUAUAGUGAAAGCCCCAUAGGUAAUUUAAAAAAUUCUAACAAACACAUGGAAAGAAGUCAGUACAUUUUUUUACAAUUUAUUUUUACUUUAUAUGUAUGAGUGUUUGCCUGCAUGUGUGUUUAUAUAUCACGCGCAUCCUCGGUACCCUCAGAAGCCAAAAGAGGGUAUUAGACCCAGUGGAGCUGGAGUUACAGACUGUGAGCCACCAUGUGGUUGCUGGCAACUGAACCCAGGUAUUCUGCAAGAAAGUCAAAUACUCUUAACUAAUGAGCAGUCUCUAAGAUCCCAAGUACAAUAAAUUUUAAUAAAUUACUUGGCUUAAGUUAUAUCUAAAAUACUGUUGUUCCAACCUGUUAUGAAAUAUAACCAUGUAUUGAGCUAUUGUCUUUAAUUUUUUUCAUAAUAAGCAAAAUGUUACAUCUGCAGCACAUCUUAUAUCAGACUAGCCACAUUCCCAGUAGAUACCCCUGGGAGCUACCUCUCAUACUGGAUGGAACAGGACUCCCAGAUUCUAAAGCAGUGUGAGUGGGUCUCUGUUCUUCAUGGCACAUGGAAUGCCAAAUGCAAAGCCACUCUCAGGUGACCUGCCUAAAGUCCUAUGUGACCUGAGUCACCAAGAUAGCUCUGUGUAGACUUUUCCCUAGAGCCAGAUGAAAGAGAUUUUAGCUAAUAAUGUUUUGUGAGAUCAGAAAGCUACUGGUCUCUUCUCCACUAACCAUAAUGAACUCAACAGGAGACACAAUACUUCUGCUACCUACUGCCUUUUGAUUUUUCUUUUAUUCUAAAAAUAAAGACUGAGUCCAGGAGAGAUGGCUCAGGGGUUAUGAACAAUGUACUGCUCUUGAGAGGGACAGGAGUUCAGUUCCCAGCACCCAUAAUGGGAGACUCACAAACACUGGUAACUCUGGCUCCAUGGUAUCAGAUGCCUUCUUCUAGACUCUACUGGUACCUACACUCAUACAUGUGCACACCAGUGUGUACAUACACAUGUGUGUGCAUGUGUGUACACAUACAGAUACGUAAUUAAAAGUAAAAUAAAUCUUUUUAAAAACAAAAAUAAAGCUAAAAUUAAGAUGAUGAUCCCUUCAAUUACCUAUGAAACUCACCUUAAUUUGAGACCACAUUAUUUCUUAAGCACCUCUCUUUUGCUUCAAAUAGCAAUCUCUGACAACAAUUUACUUCAUGCAUGUCCUUCACCAUGCUGCCUAAUAUUACAACUUGCUACAAUCAAGGCAACAAUUUCUCUUCUUAAAAGUUCAUUACAUAUAGGGAAAAAAAAAUGAGAACUUGGAGCCAGAAGGACUAGAAUCAAGUCUCUGGGUCCUAUGUUCACUAGUUAAGAGAUUUUGGGUAAACACUGAAACCCUCCAAGCUUCAGUCUCUUUCCUUAUGAUCUAGGGACAACCAGAGUGCUCCCCUAAGGUACGAUGAGGAUUAAAAAGGAUGGCACAUAGACGGUAAUCCCUAACUGCAAAGCACUAGACAGCUAUAAAGUGGAUUAAGAGAUUUAUAAAGCACUUUGCACAUACCAUUCUUUUGAUGCACAGUUUUCAAUGGCCCCAUGUUACCUGCCAGAUAAAGCCAGAUUCCUUGGUUUAGCACAAAACAUUCUCCUGGACAAGCUCUGCUUGUGACUAUUACCCCUGCAGUUUUAUCUAACUCUACCCGAAGCCAAAUGUGCUAGUGAAAGAACACUGGCGUAUCUGCUGCCCCAAGUGGGACUGGAUGGUGUGGCUGGCUUCCACCCUUUCAUCAUGUGCUCCCCUGCUUGCUUCAUUGUUCCUGCUCUCAAAACCCCACUCAUUCUUCCCCAUCUUCAAGUCUCCCCCACCUCCUGUCCUGAUGUCCUUAAGCUCUAGCUACGCUGUCUCUGAAUUUUGCUCAUAUAUAUCUUUUACAAUUAAUAUAUACAUAUAUAUAAUUUUACAAUUAAAAGCAUUACUUAGCAUUCUAGUAACAUUUGGUACAUAAAAAUUUACAAAUAAUUUGUUGAACCUAGGUGUUUGAGGGAGUUAAAAUUUCCAAAUGCUUUUUGUAGAAGUUCUGUCAAUAGACAGAAUGUCCCCACAUUUUUAAACUAGCCACUCUAAAAACCUAGGCAAGAAUGCAAAAGAAACCCAGAGAUCAUUACUUUUUGUAACAUUGAAUAAAUCACCAAGAAAGAACAUGGCAUAUUUGGAGACUAGUAAAAAAGGACAAGGAACAAGAAUUAUUGGUGCCUUCUCUUUGGUACUAUUAUCAGCAAAGGUCCCUCGCCCUUCAAUAAUGGAUAUCCCAAUAUUCUGAUAUUUGGGGCAAGUCAACAGGUCCACCAAUAUCUUCUGCUUUUAAGGUUAGCAUCUAGUGGGGUGAUAAAAGCAGAAACAGUUGGGUAAAAUAUGGCCAGUUGAGAGCAGUGGUCAGCAUGGGUUGUGAGCGCUCAGAGAAAGGAAUUUAAUUCAACCUAAAAUGCUUAGGAAAUGGGAAAGAGAUGGCUUCGAGCCAAAUCUUCGAAGAUAAAUAUGCACUCGCCAGGUGCAGGCAGACGCAAAGGCUGGAGCCAAGACAACUCCAACAUCUCUCAGCAGUGAAGCUGAGAAGAAAGGAAAUGUUCAAAGCACUUGGCUACCUGCUCUCCCGGUUUUAUGCUUACCUAGUAUAUGGUAUAUGGGUAUAAUUUGGUGGUAAGAGGACCAGAAGGUACUAAAAGCCUUUCAUAAAACUAUUUUUCUAUAUCUAUUAAUGCAUUAACUUCUGACUUGUCAUUAGAUUCUUGUGUCUAGGACUAGUUUGAAUGAACUCAGAACAUUCUGAUAAAAGUCAUGUUUCUGGCCCUGAAAAUCUGAAGGGAUGGUGAGUUUUGAACUUCAACCGUAUACCACCUCUCUGGAGGUCAAGAGGUUUUUCCCUCUUAGAUGUCUAAAAUCCACGUCUCCCUCGCCAUCUCCAGUAGUGCUGUACAGUCCUAGCCACCAUCAUCCCUUGCACAAGCAGCUGCAAUUUAAAAGUGAGAAUAUUUCAGAGUGUACCAGUUGCCAGAACAAAAUAUUUGAACUGGGUAAUAGAAUUUUAUUUAUUGCAAUUUGGGAGGCUGAAGUCCAAGAUGAAAGUUCCAUCAGGUUCAUUGUCUGGGGAGAGCUGUUUGCUGCCUUAAGAUGGCAUCUUGUAGCAAGGAAGUCCUCUGCAGGUGACAAGAAUGUGUCCUCCCUUGGGAGGCAGUGACAGAAAGCCUAGGUUGCUUCAGCCCUUUAACAAGGUUGUGGAUACCAUUCAUGAGGGCUCUACACAUAUAACUUAUUUACCUCUUGAAGGACUCACCUCUUAGUUCUACUGCGCAUAGUUAAGAUUCCUUAUAUAAACAGAUACUAUUGCUCUUAUUGUGUGGGUGAGGAACUGAAAUGGGCACACAGAGCUUAAGUAAUUUCUUCAAGAUUGGUUGACAGCAAGAGAUGAGUCUAGACCAUAAGCCCCAGGGCACUGUAGCUCCAGGGACCAAGUUUUAAAUCACUACUAAUGAUUAAGUUCCUUUAACUUUGGAGGCAUACAUUUUUUGUUGUUGUUGUUGUUUUUUUUUUUUUUUUGAUUAAAUGAGCACAGAUUUUCAUUAACAAUCAAAUGCCCAAGUCAGAGUCACUCUGCAGAGCAGAUUUCUCAGUUGGGUAAUGGAUGCGGGUGGGGCAAGAACCAAGAGGAAUGGAGCUACUGACUGGCACACCAGGACCUUGCUUUUCGUUGUCUGUGUGCCUCCAAGAAAGGCUAACUUCAAUGGUGACCAUGUGUUUAUAACAUGGCCAUGGCUUAUUAAAAAACCAAAAACACAGGACGUAGAGUCAGAGAAUUUAGGUUCUCUCUAUCUCCCUCUCUCUUUUCCUCCCACCUUUUUCUCUUUCAUUUCAAGUCUUUGGGGUUAAUUGUGGGACGCGCCUAAGCCUCAGUUUUCUCUUGCACAUCAUGGAAACUACACAUCACCAUCAUUACUCUAUCCCGUGGGGUUUAUUUUUCAGGGAAAAAAUGAGACAUGCAAGUGAAAGUGCCUGGUAAACUGUCAAGUUACAUACACAAAUGUUAGUUGUGAUUGGAGAUUUGUAACUUGGAGUCUUGAGGACUUGCUAAAGACAGCAGCAUCAAAAUGACCUACUUUCUGCUGUUAUUUCCCUUGAGGGCUGUGAAACUCUCCAGUGAAUCCACCCAGAGUGAAGUCCCUGUCAUAAGCAAUUUCAAUAUCCCAUAUUUGUAAAGACACAUGAACAAAGUCCAGCCUAAAGAAAGCCCACCUAGGGCUCGUCAACUGUGUCUUUGGAAGAAUUGCAUGACAGAGCAUGUAAGUGUUCUCCAAUGGCUACACUUUGUUCUAAGAAUGUUCUACUUAAGGUUCAAAACACAUGUUUUCCUGAGAUGUUGCCUUCCAACAUGAGUGUGUUUCAUUAAGUAUUCAUAAAAAUUAAAUACACAGCUUUGAGCACCAUAGCUUGACAGGAAGAAAGAUGCUGUUAAUUACAAGGAACAAAAUCAUAAUGAAGAUCACCAAAUAAACAGGCCAAUGGCAUCAACCUGUUUAAAUAACGAGCCUUAUCUCCAUGUGGAUGAAACUAUGUAACAUAUUUAACAUAUAUUUAUUCUGAUAUGGAGAAGAACAUAAAAAUGAAAUAAGCAUGCUAACUUUAAGGUACUUAGCACCUUUCAAGACACCCAAACUAAAGACAUCUACAGAGCUAGAAGCUUGGGCAUAAAGUUAGCGUCCUUAGCUGAGUGUAAAGAAUCUAACAAAUAUACACAUCUCACUUCCUUGGAAAAACAGAAAGGAGACUGGUACGGCCUCUAAGUCCAUAAACUUACCAUUUAAAGAACGGCAAAUGGGUUUCUGAUUAUUCAACACCAUGGACAGUUUGGUUCCUAAGGCAACUUACUCAGUGCUAAAAUCAGUAUGGUUCCUGGCAGCAGGCCUGGCACAUAGUAGGUGUUCAGUGUAUUUCUGAUGAAUGGAUAAAUUAAUGAGCAGGUUCAUGUACAAUUGUUGGUAUCUGAUAGGCCACUGCUCUGGUGUAUCAGUAGGAUUUGGUGAAAACCAACAGCUUAAUCUAGACAAGCACCAAGGGGGCAUUUCCUGAAGUAAUGGAGGAGAAGGAGCAUUUGUGGCCACUCUUACCUGUGUUCCUUUCCCCGGAGCCAAGCCAUAGCUCUAUAUGAUUUAGCUACAAAACAUGUCAGUCUACCCUCAGGAAAGCGAAGACCAAAGAGAAAGAGGUAAGAAAACAGAAAAAAAGCUCUCAAGAUGUUUUUGGCAUGUGUUGUUUGCUUAAUCCUCACAGCUAUGGAAGCCCCCAAGCCCUCAAAUAAGGUGAAGAGAUGAAGACAUGUGAAUGGGGGGGAGGGGGGCUGGCCUUUUGUUUCAGAGCACACAUGGCCUGCAAGUGGCUCAGGCAGGAUUCAUAUACAUGGCUCAGUCUGAUUCCAAUGCACACUGCUGAUGUUUGAGUUAAUAGGAGCAUCCCAGUUGAUUCUACAUCAAAACCUCCUGCUUGCCUGGCAUCACUCGGCUGUGUGAGACCUACUGAAGCCCCAGUUCAGAUGCUUAUUGCCAUAGCUUCAUAGAAGGGAAGCAAAGACAUUUUAAGAAGUCCCACUCUUAAGCUGGACAGUGGCGCACAUCUUUAAUUCCAGCACUAGGGAGGCAGAGGCAUGUGUAUCUCUGAGUUUGAGGACAGCCUGGUCUAUAGAGUGAGUUCCGGGACAGCCAGGCUACACAGAGAAACCCUGUCUCAAAAAAUAAAAAGGAAGAAAAGAAAUCCUGCUCAUUCUUGUUUUUUUAUUUGAGGGGGGAUAUGUUUGUUUUAGGCUAGACUUUCCCUAAAUGGGACUUUGUUGAAAGAAAAACUUAACACAGAAUGUCAAAAAGAAACAAAUCAUGAAAGAAUACAUAAGCUUUCAUAAAAUGAUCAUAUUCAUCUAACCAGCACCCAGACAUGCUUGACUCCAUCAUGGCCAGCCCCAUGGAAGUCCUCUCUGGUCAUCAACGUGCCCACCCCACAAGAUGAUCAUUAUUUGCCUCUUGCAUCAUGGAUUCAUUUUUGCCUCUUUAGCACAUUAUAGAAAUUGGAUUAUACUUUAUUCCAAGUCUUUUGUGUAACUGUGUUUAUUUGUUUGUUUUCUACCAUAUAUAUGCUUAGGAAAUUUA